AUGGAGCUCCUCAAGAAGAAAUUCGACCACUUCUUUCACCGCAAUAUAAACUGGCAAGAAAAACAUCGGCGCCUAAGGAUAAGAGAAUGGAGGAAAGAGACAGACGACGUGAUUUCUGCUCUGGAAAAAGAGUUUGAUCCAUUGAUCGCCAGAGGGAUCUUCAACUUGCGCCACUCCAGCAAGUUAUACCAGCUCCCUGACGAAAUAUGGCUUCAGAUCAUUAGCUAUAUCGCCCCCACCAGAGAAUCAUUCUUCAUGCUCCGUCAGGUCUGUAGACGCUUCCGAAAACUCAUGGAGGGGGACGAAUUUCGCGAUCAUCGUUUCACGUCACAUCAUGAGUGUGGCCGCAACUCUUGUGACGGGCGGGAAGUAUUCUGCUCAGGCUCGGGGUUUGUGCCUGGUUGGCUGCCAAACUUACGUCCAAGCUAUAGAGAGCCUCUAGAGAGAGGCUGGCUGCAUCAUAGAGUGGGAGACCUCUUGCAUAUCGAUACGCUCUGCAUGCGAUGUAGCAAACUCGUUCGGGUUAAUCGAAAAUAUGUCUUCAGCAGCUGCAAGUUUCAUCAAGAGAGUGAGCGCGGGGCAUGUCAUUAUGGGACCAGCGGCCCUCAUUUCAAACUUCCAUACAAUGGCUUCCAGCGAUCAUGUAUUGGAACCCGGGGCCAUGUCAGAUUGUGUGAGCACAAAACGAUCAAGUGGAAGGAAGUCGAGAAGCAUCUUGUGGAAUGCAGAAAAGUGAUUACGAACGACAGAAGACUCCAAGACCAUCGGAUCGUUGUCAAAGAAUGCAAUCACCCAAGCCAUCUGACCGCCGGAUGUCCUGAAGCUACAGGCCCUGUGUGCACACUUGUCUUUGACAAGUCGGGCGCAUACACGGUGAACUUGUAUUGGAGUCCACAUUCGGGUACUGGGGCUUUCCCAUCCUACGGAAAUGGAAAGUUCAAGGCCAGUGAGAUGCGGGACAAGUUUCGGCAAUAUCGCCGUGAAGGGGCAGAUCUAAUUGUGCCUGAGAUGGCAGUUGGUCAACUCCCUGAAAUGACCUGUUUUCCUCUUGGUGAGUGCACCUGUCUCAGCUACGGCAGUGACGAGCACACCGAGUUGGUUCUGUACGGGUCACAAAAAGACAGCAUCUGCCGGCGCAUGAACGACAACCCCGACCACAGACCGCUUUGCAGCAGGGGAGGGCUUCAUUCGAGCAAAGUGUAUAACUCUUUCUGUCGCUCACAGGUGCAAAUAGAACGUUGCACGUCCUCUGAGCAACAACAAGAAAUCGACACUUCGCCCUGUAUUGUCACAAGAUACCGUCGGUGUAUCGAAGGCUGUUAUUUCGUGUCGGAAAAGAAACCAAAGGUCAGCCACGCCUGGCUUCAUGCUAUGGACCGUACGUCGUACCAUUGGGGAAGUUUAGAACUGAUGGCCAUGGAAACCUGCAGUACGGCUGGAUGUCGUAAUUUCUAUUCGAUGGGCGUGUAUGGAUGUUACGAAAGACCCUACGACAUGAUUUGGAGCGGGUUGAGAAAUGACUGA
Clonostachys solani is the source of this 1524-nucleotide messenger RNA. Lineage: Eukaryota; Fungi; Ascomycota; Sordariomycetes; Hypocreales; Bionectriaceae. The record is from the annotation of a GenBank genome assembly.